Molecule: messenger RNA, 2972 nt
Organism: Phacochoerus africanus (Common warthog)
Lineage: Eukaryota; Metazoa; Chordata; Mammalia; Artiodactyla; Suidae
Gene: PANX2
Product: pannexin 2
Exons: 3
Coding region: 48-2057 (669 amino acids)
Biological process (GO): positive regulation of interleukin-1 production; monoatomic cation transport
Molecular function (GO): channel activity
Source: RefSeq, a predicted model, not a curated record
GCGGCCAGACCCCUGCCCCGGGGGCGGCGGCGCGCCCCGCGCCCCCCAUGCACCAGCUCCUGGAGCAGUCCGCGGACAUGGCGACGGCGCUGCUGGCCGGAGAGAAACUGCGCGAGCUCAUCCUGCCCGGCGCGCAGGACGACAGGGCGGGCGCGCUGGCCGCGCUGCUGCUGCAGCUCAAGCUGGAGCUGCCCUUCGACCGCGUGGUCACCAUCGGCACCGUGCUCGUCCCCAUCCUGCUGGUCACCCUGGUCUUCACCAAGAACUUCGCAGAGGAGCCCAUUUACUGCUACACGCCGCACAACUUCACCCGCGACCAGGCGCUGUACGCCCGCGGCUACUGCUGGACGGAGCUGCGGGACGCGCUGCCCGGCGUGGACGCCAGCCUGUGGCCGUCGCUGUUUGAGCACAAGCUGCUGCCCUACUCGCUGCUGGCCUUCGCGGCCAUCAUGUACGUGCCCGCCCUGGGCUGGGAGUUCCUGGCGUCCACGCGCCUCACCUCCGAGCUCAACUUCCUGCUGCAGGAAAUCGACAACUGCUACCACCGGGCGGCCGAGGGCCGCGCGCCCAAGAUCGAGAAGCAGAUCCAGUCCAAGGGGCCCGGCAUCACGGAGCGCGAGCGGCGCGAGAUCAUCGAGAACGCCGAGAAGGAGAAGAGCCCCGAGCAGAACCUGUUCGAGAAGUACCUGGAGCGCCGCGGCCGCAGCAACUUCCUGGCCAAGCUCUACCUGGCGCGGCACCUGCUCAUCCUGCUGCUCAGCGUGGCGCCCAUCUCCUACCUGUGCACCUACUACGCCACCCAGAAGCAGAACGAGUUCACCUGCGCGCUGGGCGCGGCCCCGGGCGGCGGGGGCCCGGCGGUGCGCGUCAGCUGCAAGCUGCCCUCCGUGCAGCUGCAGCGCAUCGUGGCCGGGGUGGACAUCGUGCUGCUCUGCUCCAUGAACCUCAUCAUCCUCGUCAACCUCAUCCACCUCUUCAUCUUCCGCAAGAGCAACUUCAUCUUCGACAAGCUGCACAAGGUGGGCAUCAAGACGCGGCGGCAGUGGCGCCGCUCCCAGUUCUGCGACAUCAACAUCCUGGCCAUGUUCUGCAACGAGAACCGCGACCACAUCAAGUCGCUCAACCGCCUGGACUUCAUCACCAACGAGAGCGACCUCAUGUACGACAACGUGGUGCGGCAGCUGCUGGCCGCGCUCGCGCAGUCCAACCACGACGCCACGCCCACGGUGCGCGACGCGGGCGUGCAGACCGCGGACCCCAGCGCCGAGCCCGCCGAGCCCGCCGGCGCGGCCGAGCCGCCCGUGGUCAAGCGGCCGCGCAGGAAGAUGAAGUGGAUCCCCACCAGCAACGCGCUGCCGCAGCCCUUCAAGGAGCCGCUGGCCAUCAUGCGCGUGGAGAACAGCAAGGCCGAGAAGCCCAAGCCCGUGCGCCGCAAGACGGCCACGGACACGCUGAUCGCGCCGCUGCUGGACGCGGGCGCGCGCGCCGCGCACCACUACAAGGGCGGCGGCGGCGGCGGCGACGCGGGGCCGGCCCCGGACAAGAAGCACGCGCGCCACUUCUCCCUGGACGUGCACCCUUACAUCCUGGGCACCAAGAAGGCCAAGGCCGAGGCCAUGCCCGCCGCCCUGCCCACCUCCCGCAGCCAGGAGGGGGGCUUCCUGUCCCAGGCAGAGGAGUGCGGGCUGGGCCUGACCGCCGCACCUACCGCAGAUGCUCCGCUCCCAGAGGAGGAAGUCCUGUACCCAGCAGAGCCAGCCCGGGCCUCGCUCCCCUCCGGGGGCCCGUUUCACGUCUGCUCACCCCCCGCAGCCCCCGCUCCGGCCCCGCUGUCGCCAGCCAGCCUGGGCAAGGCUGACCCCCUGGCCAUCCUGAGCCGCAACGCCACCCACCCGCUGCUGCACAUCAGCACUCUGUACGAGGCCCGGGAAGAGGAGGACGGGCCCCCCCGGGCCCCCGCGGACGUGGGCAGCCUCAUCGCCAUCCCGCCCCCGCAGCAGAUCCUCAUCGCCACCUUCGACGAGCCGAGGACGGUAGUGAGUACCGUGGAGUUCUGAGGGGCAGGGCUGCCCGGCCGCCCCAGGCCCUCUGCAUGACGGUGGCGCGCCCGCCACUGACCCCAGCCCUGCGUGGAUGCGGCCUCCGCUUUGCCCGGCACUGCCCGCUGCCCACCCCCCCACCCCCCCGCCGCCUCCUGUCCGCUUGCCUCAGGGCUCAGCACCUCUCCCAUCCGGCCCCCAGGUGGCAUUGUCGGGGCGCUGGCUGAGCCAGGGGCUGGCCGUGACCCCGGGGGUGGGGGGCCCGGCCAGAAAGGCCCGGAGCCGCCCUCGCCCCCUGCACCAGGGGCUCGGCUGAGAUGAAGAAUUUAUUUUUUUAGUCGAUUUUGUCUUGGGCCUGGGCAGUGGCAGGACAACUCAGGAGGGAGCUGGCGGCGGCGGUGGGGGCACCUCCGGGGCUCAACCCUGCAGGGCCCGGCAGCCCCUGAUGGGAGGGGCUGGGGUCCGUGCUCCAGUCCAAGAGCAACGUGCACUUUCUCCGCGUACCCGACAAACCCGUACCUUAUUUUACUGUGGUGACUGUAAGCAGCGAGUCUGUUUAUUAUCAGGAGGCUUGGGACACACUUAAAACAAAGGAUGGUGUGUGUGUGAGUGUGCGAGUGUGUGUGCAAGAGGGCGAGGGCGCCAGCGUGCCAGUGGAUGUGUGCGUGAUCCUGGAAGCUUGCGAGCAUGGGCGCGAGCGGGCACAGGAGAGGCUGGGCGUGGGUGCCAGCGCGCCGGCGAGGGAAGGAAUCCAACGCAAUAACCAUGCCCCCUCCAGGCCUCCAGCCCCCUGGCUCGGCCGGCGUCCACCAGGCUUCCAUGGGGGCCCAGGGCCGGUGAUGGGCGGGGCUGUCCCUAUUACCUCAGCCACGGCGACGACGUGACAGUAUUACCAAGGUAGCACCGAGCAUAUCAAUAAAUAUUAUUCUGAUA